CGGGGACAGCCGGCCCCGCUGCCCUCAGCCCUCCCUCAUCCCCUCCACCCCCGGCGGGGCUCCGCUACCGACCCGCGGCAGGAGGACUCUGCUCCUGUCAGCACAGCUCUGUUUCACUGCUCUCUGGGUGAACAGGUGAAGCCAGCCCAGAGAGGGACCUCACUCACCUUUUAAUGAACAUCAGAAAACAGGUUCAGCUGGUCACUCAUUGAUCUUUUUAUUGCCACUCCUGGUUGUCCAAAUCCUGCUCUCAUCAUGGCCUAAGCCUCAUUAUUGAGGGCUUGUUCUGUGUGGAUGUUCCAAUGGCACUGAAGCAGUGCCACGGCCUCCUACCCGGCAGAGCUGCUCCCCAGAGCCAGAGGGAUGGUGGUAGUCACGGGGCAGAGCAAAGCGAGUGCCACCCCGGAUGAUGCCAUGUCGAGCUCGGAUGCAGAGGAUGAUUUCCAAGAGCCGGCCACUCCCACCGCCACCCAGGCAGGACAAGCGCUACCUCUGCUGCCCCAGCAGUUCCCAGAAGUUGUCCCUCUGAACGUGGGGGGGAUGUUCUUCACCACCAGACUGUCGACGCUGCGCAGGUACGAGGACACCAUGCUGGCAGCCAUGUUCAGUGGCAGGCACUACAUCCCCACAGAUGCUGAGGGCAGGUACUUCAUCGACAGGGAUGGCACCUACUUCGGAGACAUACUAAACUUCCUACGGUCGGGUGAGCUGCCCCCCCGAGAGCGAGUGAGGUCAGUGUACAAGGAGGCUCAGUAUUAUUCCAUAGGACCCUUGCUAGACAAUCUAGAGGAUAUCCAGCCUCUUAAAGGAGAAAAAGUUAGACAAGCUUUCCUGGGCCUAAUGCCAUAUUACAAAGACCACCUGGAGCGGAUCAUCGAGAUCGCCAAGCUGCGGGCCAUGCAGAGGAAGGCCAGGUUUGCCAAGCUCAAGGUGUGCGUGUUCAAGGAGGAGAUGCCCAUCACCCCCUACGAGUGCCCCCACUUCAACUCCCUGCGCUUCGAGCGCAGCGAGAGCGAGGCCAAGCUCUUCGAGCACCACUGCGAGGUGGACGUGUCCUUCGGGCCCUGGGAGGCCGUGGCCGACGUCUACGACCUCCUGCACUGCAUCGUCAGCGACCUGUCGGCGCGCGGCAUCACCGUGGAGCACCAGUGCAUCGGCGUCUGCGACAAGCACCUCAUCAACCACUACUACUGCAAGCGCCCCAUCUACGAGUUCAAGAUCACCUGGUGGUGACCGGGGGCACAGAGAAGGGUCAGGGGACUGCCACGGGACAAAUGUGCUUUCAGGGUCACCUGGUGGUGGCACAUCGAGGGGUGAGAGGACUUCU
This is a messenger RNA of Melozone crissalis (California towhee), 1327 nucleotides long. It is a transcript of the gene KCTD7, whose product is annotated as potassium channel tetramerization domain containing 7. The record is from RefSeq and is a predicted model, not a curated record. Gene Ontology annotation, biological process: protein homooligomerization. Gene Ontology annotation, molecular function: protein binding. The transcript is spliced from 6 exons. NCBI's taxonomy places the organism in Eukaryota, Metazoa, Chordata, Aves, Passeriformes, Passerellidae. Bases 364 to 1233 code for a protein of 289 amino acids.